AUGGCGAUGGACGGAAUGAUGUCCACGUCUUCGGGUCUGUCUUACCACAAUGUCGGGGAGUUUUACCCCAGAAAGUUCGGCCCGAAGCCGGACGUGGUGCCGUCCGGGGUGACCGAGAGGAAAGUGGGCCCGCUGGAUAAACCCGACAUGGUGUCGGUUGACGUCAUUAACAUCAAUGAUUCAGAUGUCCACAUGCACAGGAAGAAGCAUGAGCAUGAUACGUACGUCUUGGGCACCAUUCAUCCAUUCAGGAAGACACACAGAUCCAUUUUUGGAAAACUCGUGCAAGAAUUCAGACUGGUCUCCUCAGAUAGACGGUCGUGGAGGAUCCUGCUGUUCGGGGCUCUCAACCUGCUGUGUACCGGCUGUCUGCUGAUGUGGUGCAGCUCCACCAACAGCAUGGCCUUAACUGCCUACACGUACCUCACCAUCUUCGACCUCUUUAGUUUGAUCACCUGUCUCAUCAGUUCCUGGGUGACCAUGAAGAAACCCAGUCAGGUCUACUCAUUUGGGUUUGAAAGACUGGAGGUUUUGGCAGUUUUUGCCUCCACUGUUCUCGUCCAGCUGGGAGCCUUGUUCAUCCUGAAGGAGAGUGGUCGUCUGUUGGUCGGGACGUUCGUCGCUCUGUUCUUCAACCUGUUGACUCUGCUGUCGGUCAGGAACAAACCGUUUUCCUACGUCUCAGAAGUUUGUGUGGCAUCAUUCCAGGUCUGAGCAGUGUGCUGCUGCCUCGUAUGAACCCGUUCGUCCUGAUCAACAUGGCAGGAGCUCUUUCCCUCUGCAUCACCUACAUGCUCAUAGAAAUCAAUAACUAUAAUGCAGUUGACACGGCGUCGGCGGUCGCCAUUGCUCUCAUGACCUUCGGUACCAUGUAUCCCAUGAGCGUCUACAGCGGCAAAGUGCUCCUGCAGACCACACCGUCCCACAUCAUCGGCCAACUGGACAAACUGCUCAGAGAGGUGUCAACUCUGGAUGGUGUGCUGGAGGUUCGCAACGAGCACUUCUGGACUGUUGGCUUUGGAUCUCUGGCCGGCUCUGCCCACGUUCGCAUCCGCCGGGACGCCAACGAGCAGCUGGUUCUGGCUCACGUCACCAACCGACUGCUGCCGCUCGUCUCCACGCUGACGGUCCAGAUCUUCAAAGAUGACUGGACCAGACCGCUCCUCACCGGGGCCCUCUCCUCCUCCGCCUCUAUUGCCCCUCUGGGUCCUGCUGAAGGCUACGCCGCCCUCUCCUCCUCCUCUCUGCCUCCUCUGCUGAUGUCCUCAGGAGGAGAGCUAGACCCGCUGACAUCUACACCCGCCAAACCCAGCAGCCCCCCUCCAGAGUUUGCCUUCGACACACCAGGGAGAAAUGUGCAGCCGGUGGUCCUCCCUGCCCCGGGGCACCACACCCACAGGCCCUACGGAGGCCUGGGACUCGCCUACGGAGCGCCUCCCUACACAGGGAUGCUGAACCAGGGCCUGGCGCGGCCCGGCGGCGGGCUGGGACUCGGUGUGCAGGGUCUGGGGGCGGGGUAUGGAUUGGGUGUGAGCGGGAGCGGGGUGCCUUCCUCUCAGAGCUACAGAACUGCCUUCGGAGGGUCCGCGGCACCACUGCGGUUCGGAACCAGCAACCCUCUGGCUUCACAGUCGCAGUACAGACAAUACAGACCCUGAUUGUGCCGGGCCAGAACUCUUCUUCUGUAGAGGUGAUGAAGGUCGGUUUCUCCACACCUCAGUUCAGAUAUUUGAAACUCUGAUGACAUUUACGGACGGCUGACACAACAACAUUUACUCCCAGUGUGACAACAAGAUGAUAACUUUAAAGGGCGAAGCUUUGUAAACUCUUGUAGUGUGAGCCCCCCAACUUUAGAAGAGAGAUGGUGAGUGUGUUGUGGUAUUUAUUUUAUCAACAAGGGGACCAAAAGGUUGACUGUGGUUGAAUUUGUUUUUUUAAUCCGGAUCUUAGGAAACAGCCUCAGUGUGGGGCUGACUGUAAGAGAGCAGGGUGUCCGUACUUAUUACGUUUUAUGUUUAUUUUGUAAGAAUAAAGGCUGUGAGGAAAUGUCAUCAAACAGCAUUCCAGGUGAGAGGAAAUAAAGUCUUGAAUUGAAUUAAA
Messenger RNA from Morone saxatilis (striped sea-bass), 2100 nucleotides. It is a transcript of the gene slc30a6, whose product is annotated as solute carrier family 30 member 6. Gene Ontology annotation, cellular component: membrane. The record is from RefSeq and is a predicted model, not a curated record. Lineage: Eukaryota; Metazoa; Chordata; Actinopteri; Moronidae. Gene Ontology annotation, molecular function: monoatomic cation transmembrane transporter activity. Gene Ontology annotation, biological process: transmembrane transport; monoatomic cation transport.